UAGUAUUUAAUCUUACAGACUUGGGGUGAACUUCCUGCUCAGUCUCCUAGCUUUGUUACUCUAGGCAUGUCUCUUCCCGUCUUUAAGACUGUGCAGCUUCACAAGAGAAUGUGGAGCAACCCACAAAGCAUCUAGUGCUCCUCAUGCCAGAGCUAGAAUUGGAUGUGGCAUGUGGCAGGAGCCAUUUGGCCAUCCGCAGCCUGAGUGUUCUCACCUGCCUGCUCCACUGACUAUUUCUAGUUCUCUUGGACCGCUCAGCUGGUAGUCCAGGUGCACACUCACUCAGUAAACCCCGAGGAGACUCGCUAGACUGUAAACUGGCAUUGGUAGGGGUUGAGCGCAUCCUGUCCUUCCCGUCUCUCCUCUGCAGCUUCCCAUGGGACUGUGCCCAGCCUAGUUUAAAGGAUCUCCAGAGACCUGGCUCUACCACUGCUCAGAGUUAAACCUACUCCCUCAUGGGACAGGAGCAGAUGACAGUCAGUAUCUUUAUUAAAAUCAUCUCAUUAUAUUUAAUCCACUCAGCAAGUAUUAAUAACCUCUGUGCCAAGGCCUUUAUUCAGAGCACACAGAUGAAUGAGAUAAUCCCUGUACCCUGACACUUCCCCCAUAAAAUCACUGCCCACCUAGCCAUUUUAAAUGCAGGUAGGAGGAGAUAAUGCUGAGUAGAGAUCCCUGUCACCUCUGGUCCUUUGUAAACCAGUAGGGCUUCACCAUGUAGAAAUGCCAAAAGACCUUUGAAGAUUAAAACUUACUUCCUAAAAUUUUAAAUUUCCUUAAAAUUUCCCAGAACUAUUAAGUUUAAUAUUAGAUGUACUAUUAAUAUCCUAAAACCUUCACUUACUAAGCCUAGAAUUUUGUGAGCUUGGGCUAUGUUUUUAAUUCAUUUCUGGAGUAUUUAUUGCACAUUGUCCUUAUGUGCUCAAUGAGUGGCUCUUAAACUAUAAUAAAAGAAACAUUAGGUUUCUGGCACCUUAUUCUUACUGCCUGCACUGCUAGGCCAGGCUGGCAGUCACUCAUUCAUUCAGGCCCAUUACACAUGCACUAUGCCCAGCCUUCAUCUCACCUAACCUGGUGUUCCCUUAUUCUACCAACACUAAUAGAGUCCUGGUCUAUGCUGGGUCCUGGGCUAGCUGGUAAUAUAGAAGUGAAUCAGACAUGGUCUCUGCCCGCAGGGGCUCAUGGUCUAAAGAACAUACAUGAAAUAAUUACAGUUAAGUUAGAGGAGCAUCACUUCCUCUAAGCUGAGUCAAAUUCUAGUUCCUGGUACACACCUUGAGAAGUGUUUCAGCCUUUUGUUUGGCUUUCUGUGUGUAAAAUGACAGUGAUACUGGACUCAAACUAGGGAUCAACAGGCACUGCAUGUCAAGCACUGAACACAUGUAGUAGCUUUGAUUAGUAUAGAUGCUUUGUUUUGAGGAUGCACAGAUUUAAUAGCCUAGAAAAGGCUUCUUGGAGCUGAGGCUUCAAGGUCAAGUAGAAGGUCCUCCAGAGAAGGUGAGGCAAAACGUCUGGGCAAAGUAAGCAGCGUAAACAAAGAUCCAGAGUCCAGAACUGCCCAACUCAUGGAGAGUGGCGAGAAGUCUGAUUGGAGAAUUUAGUAGGUUUGGGCUUUAUCCUAUAGGCUAUGAGGUGUCAACAAAAGAUGUGGAAAAGUGAAUGAGAGUGUGGGAGGAAGUAAUUUUCAGUAGAAGAAGCAACUGUGAUUGCUUGAUUCUACCUCCCUCUCACCCCAACCUAACUAAUGAUCAGAUCCCUUGUGCCUUGCUAGACCCUAUCCCACACCUAGAGUCUCUAGAUCUGGAGCCCAGGAACCUGUUCUUAAAUUGCCCUAGAUGAUUUCUGAUGUGUGGCUGGGUCUGGGAACUGUUUAACUGAGGGUGCCAUAGGGAUCUCUGUAGAGGCCUAGAGUAUUCUUUAAAGAAUGGAGCUUCCUGGGGAAGGAGAGAGCUUUUCCCUAAGCAGAAGAAGAAGCAGCCUUAGUUUUUAAAGGAAAAAAAAAAAAAGCAAACUUUUUCAGGUUCGCCAUUUGUCCAUAUUCUCCAACUGCUAAUCUUUCUUUCUGUAUCAAAACAUGUGCUGCCAUCUCUGCUGAACAAUUGGGAUGCAGUGACUCAUGGGAGACAGGCCCUGCCCUUGAAAAGCUCACAGUGCUAUGGAGAAGACAGAUUUUGACAAUCGGGGUACACGUGAUAACCUCUGUUCAGGAGACAUGUAAAAAAAGUGUUAGGGCAUCCCCUAACACAGAGCAAAGCACAGUUUAUUUAGCCUGUAGACUUAGGAGAAUGUAAUACCCAAACUGAGCCUCAGUAGGAAGAGGCAAAGAGGACAGUGUGAGUGGAGAUACGCUUUAUGAAUUGGGGAAAGGGAAUGAAUAUUGUGGAAAGGAGUGGUUCAUGGUUCUUCGUGGCAGAAUAUGCAGAGCAGAAAAGAACUGAGGAGAAUGCUUGUGUCCUCGGGAGGACCCUGUGUUUGCACCUUUCAGUUCUGUGCCCAUGUUCCCACCCUCAUCCUUCCAAGUGCAAGAUGGAUGAACAUGGUGCUGUCCUAUGGGCCACCUCUCCGUUAUUCCCUCCCCAAGACUCUUAGCUAUCCAGCUCCCUUCGUGGUUUCUCCCGCCAUUCUGAAGUGAGUAGAUAUAGAGUAAUUAAGGCAGAAAGAAGGGCCUGGAAAUGUUGAAGGUUCUUAUUGUGAAGUUGCAGCCAGAGAACAUGGGCUGGGGGGUUAGAGGCCUUGAAGGUCAUCUGUCUAGUCUUCUGUCCGGUGCUUCAAGUCAUAACUUUGGAUUGGGCAAGUCUCACUUAGUAAGUUUCCCUGUCAUUUCUUCCAGGACAGAAGAGGAAAGAAACUAACGGGUAUUGAGCACCUACUGUGUGCCAGGCCCAGGCCAGGUGAGGAUUGGUCUGUAGACUUCACAGACAGCCCAAGAAUUGUGACCUCUCCCAGACAUGCCACAGCAGGAAGGGCCGACUCAUUAACCUUCAAGAUCUGGAGACGUUGGGGCACUAGGGCAUUUGAGCAUGAGCUUUGGAGUCAGCCUCACUGGGGUUCAAAUCCUGUAGGGUUCAACCACUCACUAACUCUGUAACCUUGGGCAACUUAUUUGACUUCUUGAAAUGUUUCUUCUUUAAAAAAAAAAGAUGAGAAUAAUAACACAUUUUGCAGAGCUGUUUACAAGGACUAAAAUUGGGUAAAUAAAGUGCCUAACCCAGUGCCUGGCACAUAAUAAGUGAUGUCAUCAGUAUUGUUAAUAUUGUUUCUAAGCAGAGCCUUUCCCCUUCUGGGAAACCCUGUUUCUGUCUGUUGGACAGGUUCCCCCUACCACCAGCCAGUCUGUGCAGACUUGCUGCCUGCUGUGUCACCGGGAACGCAAAGGCUGGGAAGAAGGCCCUUCCCAGAACGGACUGGUGUUGCAGGGUGAGAAGCUGCCCCCUGACUUCAUGCCAAAGCUCGUCAAGAAUCUCCUAGGCGAGAUGCCUCUGUGGGUCUGCCAGAGUUGCCGAAAGAGCAUGGAGGAAGAUGAAAGGCAGACAGGUCGAGAACAUGCAGUGGCGAUCUCCUUGUCACACACAUCCUGCAAAUCACAGUCUUGUGGGGGUGAUUCUCAUUCCUCUUCGUCCUCCUCUUCGUCGUCCUCUUCCUCGUCCUCCUCCUGCCAUGGGAACUCAGGGGACUGGGAUCCUAGUUCGUUCCUGUCAGCACAUAAGCUCUCGGGCCUCUGGAACUCCCCGCACUCCAGCGGGGCCCUGCCAGGUGGCUCACUCGGGAGCCCUCCUACAAUCCCUGGUGAGGUUUUCCCCAUCUCGGAGCACCACCGGCACUCAGACCUCACUGCUCCACCUAACAGCCCCACCGGCCACCACCCCCAGCCAGCGCCGCUGAUCCCAUCUCACCCCGGAUCCUUUGGCUCACCACCCCACCCGCACCUGCUGCCCACCACCCCAGCAGUGCAUUUCCCUGCCCAGGUUUCAGAAUGCCCUGUUGCCGUGGCUGCUGCCCCCCACACCCCAGGGCCAUGUCAGAGCCCCCACCUUCCCUCCACCAGCAUGCCGCUCCUGAAGAUGCCUCCUCCAUUCUCGGGUUGCAGCCACCCCUGUAGUGGUCACUGCAGCGGGCACUGCAGCGGGCCCCUCCUCCCACCACCCAGCUCUCAGCAGCUCCCUAGCACGCACAGCAGGGACCCUGGGUGCAAGGGGCACAAGUUUACCCACAGUGGCCUGACGUGCCAGCUUCCCCAGCCAUGCGAGGCAGACGAGGGGCUGGGCGAGGAAGAGGACAGCAGCUCAGAGCGUAGCUCCUGCACCUCAUCCUCCACCCACCAGCGAGAUGGGAAGUUCUGUGACUGCUGCUACUGUGAGUUCUUCGGCCACAAUGCGCCACCCGCUGCCCCGACGAGUCGGAAUUAUACCGAGAUCCGAGAGAAGCUUCGCUCAAGGCUGACCAGGCGCAAAGAGGAGCUGCCCAUGAAGGGGGGCGCCCUGGGCGGGAUCCCUGGGGAGCCCGCCGUGGACCAUCGAGAUGUGGAUGAGCUGCUGGAAUUCAUCAACAGCACGGAGCCCAAAGUCCCCAACAGCGCCAGGGCUGCCAAGCGGGCCCGGCACAAGCUGAAAAAGAAGGAAAAGGAGAAGGCCCAGUUGGCAGCGGAAGCUCUGAAGCAAGCAAAUCGUAGUGUUUCUGGAAGCCGGGAGCUGAGGCCUGCCAGGGAGAGUCUUUUGGGGUGGCCCGAUCGGGAGCUGGAUCGGGUCAACAGCUUUCUGAACAGCCGUCUACAGGAGAUCAAGAACACUGUCAAGGACUCCAUCUGUGCCAGCUUCAGUAUGUGUGAGCUCAGCGUGGACAGCAAUGGCUUCUCUAAGGAAGGGGCCACUGAGCCAAAACCUCAGAGUCUAGCCCCCUCAAACCCCAGUGGCUCCUCAGAACAAAGGUCUGACAUUAACCUUGACCUGUCCCCUUUGACUUUGGGCUCCCCUCAGAACCAUAUGUUGCAAGCUCCAGGAGAGCCAGCCCCACCAUGGGCAGAAAUGAGAAGUCCCCACCCACCAUGGACAGAAGUGAAGGGCCCCCCUCCUGGUAUCCCUGAGAAUGGGCUAGUGAGGAGGCUCAACACCGUGCCCAACCUGUCCCGGAUGAUCUGGGUCAAGACACCCAAGCCAGGUAACCCUGGCUCUGAGGAGCCAAGCAUAAAGGAGGCCCCUGGUUGCAAGCAGGAGCUGUCUGAGCCUGUGGCCUCAGGUGGGAAGCCACGGAAGGGCAGGAGACAGGGUAGUCAGGCCAAGAAGAACGAGGUGAGCCCAGCUUCCCAGCCCCCAGCCUGCCUUGAGACUCCCAGUGCCAAGGGCCAGGCCCCUAGCCCCAAGCAGCCAAGCAAGGCCCCAGAGCCUCCCAGAGUGGACAGCGGUGCUGAAGCUGGAGAAGGGAGUCAGGGGACCCGACCAGGACCAGGCUGGGCUGACAGCCCCAAAGCUGACAAGGAGAAGGGCAGCUCCUGGCGAAACCUGCCAGGUGAAGCCAAGGCACGGCCUCUGGAGCAGGAGUCUGGACACCCCCCAGGCCCAGCAAGGCCUCAGAGCUUGCUACAGGGCAAGGGCCGCAGCCGCCGGAGCCGCAACAAGCAGGAGAAGUCCACCGCCUCCUUGGACGAUGUGUUCCUGCCCAAGGACAUGGAUGGGGUGGAGAUGGAUGAGACUGACCGGGAGGUGGAGUACUUCAAGAGGUUCUGUCUGGAUUCUGCAAAGCAGACGCGUCAGAAAGUUGCUGUGAAUUGGACCAACUUCAGCCUCAAGAAAACCACUCCCAGCACAGCUCAGUGAGCCCCUGCCAGAACCAGCUGCUUAAGGGUGUCCUGAGACCCCAACUGCCAGCCGAAGGUCUACAGUUUUCUCCAUCACAUCCCCACCUACCUGCCCAAGACCCCACUACCCACUCCACCGUCCUGGACCAACCAAAAGCUGAAUAGAUGCUGUUCAUGCUGGGGCCCCUCAGGACCUCCGCAGAGCCGCUUCCUGGUGCUACGCAGCCCCCCACACUCAGAGCCCGGGGGUGGGCUGGCCUGUGGGCUUGGGGGCUGAUGGUACUGCUGGCCCAACACUGCUCUUUUUGUGUUUGGUUUUUUUGUUUUUGUUUUACUUGUUUUUCAAUUCUUUACUUUUGAUACUGUGAAAAUCUUUCCUGCCGAAAGAUAAAGCAACAUUUGGACACAGA
Molecule: messenger RNA, 6198 nt
Organism: Odocoileus virginianus texanus
Lineage: Eukaryota; Metazoa; Chordata; Mammalia; Artiodactyla; Cervidae
Gene: FAM193B
Product: family with sequence similarity 193 member B
Cellular component (GO): nucleus; cytoplasm
Source: RefSeq, a predicted model, not a curated record